This is a messenger RNA of Pseudonaja textilis, 1228 nucleotides long. NCBI's taxonomy places the organism in Eukaryota, Metazoa, Chordata, Lepidosauria, Squamata, Elapidae. The record is from RefSeq and is a predicted model, not a curated record.
CUUUCCUUAACCCCGGCCUUACGUAUUUCGUAAUGAUGGGAAUUCUGACCAUCUAUACCUCAUACAAGGAGAAGAGCAUCUUUCUGGUAGCGCACCGGAAAGACCCCACGGGAAUGGACCCUGACGACAUCUGGCAGCUUUCCUCAAGUCUGAAAAGGUUUGACGACAAAUACAGCCUGAAGAUGACCUUCAUCAGUGGCCGAAGCAAGCAGCAGCCGAGGGAGGCCGAAUUCACCCGCUCCAUCGCCAAAUUCUUCGACAGCAAUGGGACCUUAGUAAUGGAAACCUUUGAGCCCGAGGUCUCCAAGCUCCACGACAGCCUCCUGAUGGAAAAGAAGCUCAAGUAGGCUGCUGGCCACCUUCCCACUUAGAUCACGCUGAGCUUUCAAAGUCAAUAAAGCAAUCGAAGCCAACGCGAGACCCUCCCUUCUUUCUCUCUCCCUUCCUCGGCCCAUCUCUCUUUUGAGCAAAAAAAAAAAAAAGGACUUUAAUCCAGCACCGGCCAAGUCCAAAACUCACGGCCUAAGUUUUGGGUUGGUUUGGUUUCCCUUGAGACCACCACGGAUGUCCAAUCUGGAACCGCUUAUAAGACUGGUGGACCUCAACGUCUAGAAUUCCCCAGCCGUGUGGAAUUCUAGACGUUGAAGUCGUCGUCCCCCCGUCGUCGUCCCCGGUCUUAAAAGUUGCCCAAAGUCCACAACCUCUUCUUUUAAGAUCGACGACCUCGGUGCCGUCAGAGCUUGGCGAUUUUCUGGCCUUUUCUGUCCUAACCAAAGUAAGCAAAGCUCAUCUGUGUACAAGCAUUCCCACCCCCACCUCACUUCCCCUUCCAGCGACUGACGUCGUUCCCUAGUUGGGUCAUGAAACGUCCGCCAGAAAAUCGCCCAGGUCUAAGAGAGCACCAAGGACCACCACCACCACCCUCGCAGUUCGACCCUGAACGGCUAUACAUUGUUAAUUCUUUGGGAACUCGGAUUUUUCAAAGCAAUUUGGGGAAUGAGAAAAGUUGAGCCUCCAUUUUUUUUUGUGGGGGGGGGUGGUGUUAAAUUUUAUUUUUAUUUUAUUUUAAGAUAGUGAAGCCCUAAUAAGGCCGUUCUGCAGGCAUUGUCAAAACAAUCAAAGGCUGAAUUGGAACUUGAUUUCGACAGAGAACGACUGCUUAGUUAAUUCUGGCUGUGGUUUUCAAUUAUGUCUGUCGUUGAACCGAUUUGUCAAGGUUCAAUUUUCU